This is a messenger RNA of Galeopterus variegatus (Sunda flying lemur), 2841 nucleotides long. RefSeq names its product forkhead box O3 (gene FOXO3). Gene Ontology annotation, biological process: regulation of transcription by RNA polymerase II. The coding region runs from base 110 to 1900 and encodes 596 amino acids. The record is from RefSeq and is a predicted model, not a curated record. Gene Ontology annotation, cellular component: nucleus; mitochondrial matrix. The transcript has 3 exons. Gene Ontology annotation, molecular function: RNA polymerase II cis-regulatory region sequence-specific DNA binding; DNA-binding transcription factor activity, RNA polymerase II-specific. NCBI's taxonomy places the organism in Eukaryota, Metazoa, Chordata, Mammalia, Dermoptera, Cynocephalidae.
GGCCCGCCGCCCAGCCCUCCCCCUGGGCGGGGACCCGCCCGCCGUCAGGAUCCCCGAGGAGGAGGACGAUGAAGACGAAGAGGACGGUGGCGGCCGGGCCGGCUCGGUAAUGGUGAUCGGCGGCAACGGGAGCGGCACGCUGGCCUCCGGGCUGCUCCUUGAGGACUCGGCCCGACUACUGGCUCCGGGAGGGCAGGACCCUGGGUCCGGGCCAGUCCCCGCUGCGGGCGCGCUGAGCGGGGGGACGCAGACGCCCCUGCAGCCCCAGCAGUCACUGCCACCGCCGCAACCCGGGGCGGCUGGGGGGUCGGGGCAGCCGAGGAAAUGCUCGUCGCGGCGGAACGCUUGGGGUAACCUGUCCUACGCCGACCUCAUCACCCGCGCCAUCGAGAGCUCCCCGGACAAACGGCUCACUCUGUCCCAGAUCUACGAGUGGAUGGUGCGUUGCGUGCCCUAUUUCAAGGAUAAGGGCGACAGCAACAGCUCUGCCGGCUGGAAGAAUUCUAUUCGACACAACCUGUCAUUGCACAGUCGAUUCAUGCGGGUCCAGAAUGAGGGGACUGGCAAGAGCUCUUGGUGGAUCAUCAACCCUGAUGGGGGGAAGAGUGGGAAGGCACCCCGACGACGGGCUGUCUCCAUGGACAACAGCAACAAGUAUACCAAGAGCCGGGGCCGCGCAACCAAGAAGAAGGCAGCCUUGCAGACAGCCCCAGAGUCAGCUGAUGACAGUCCUUCCCAGCUGUCAAAGUGGCCUGGCAGCCCCACGUCACGCAGCAGUGAUGAGCUGGAUGCGUGGACGGACUUUCGUUCGCGUACAAAUUCCAAUGCCAGCACAGUCAGUGGCCGUCUGUCACCCAUCCUGGCAAGCACAGAGUUGGAUGAUGUCCAGGACGACGAUGCACCGCUCUCCCCCAUGCUCUACAGCAGCUCAGCCAGCCUGUCGCCCUCAGUCAGCAAGCCAUGCACCGUGGAGCUGCCACGGCUGACCGACAUGGCAGGCACCAUGAAUCUGAAUGAUGGGCUGGCUGACAACCUCAUGGACGACUUGCUGGAUAACAUCACCCUCCCAUCGUCCCAGCCUUCGCCCACUGCGGGGCUCAUGCAGCGGAGCUCUAGCUUCCCGUACACCACCAAGGGCUCUGGUCUGGGCUCUCCAACCAGCUCCUUUAACAGCACAGUGUUUGGACCCUCAUCUCUGAACUCCCUGCGCCAGUCUCCCAUGCAGACUAUCCAAGAGAAUAAGCCAGCCACCUUCUCUUCCAUGUCACACUAUGGCAACCAGACACUCCAGGACCUGCUUACUUCAGACUCACUCAGCCACAGCGAUGUCAUGAUGACCCAGUCGGACCCCUUGAUGUCUCAGGCCAGCACUGCUGUGUCUGCCCAGAACUCCCGCCGGAACGUGAUGCUUCGCAGUGACCCAAUGAUGUCCUUUGCUGCCCAGCCUAAUCAGGGGAGUUUGGUCAAUCAGAACUUGCUCCACCACCAGCACCAAACCCAGGGAGCUCUCGGUGGCAGCCGUGCCUUGUCAAAUUCUGUCAGCAACAUGGGCUUGAGUGACUCCAGCAGCCUUGGGUCAGCCAAACACCAGCAGCAGUCUCCUGUCAGCCAGUCUAUGCAAACCCUCUCGGACUCUCUCUCAGGCUCCUCCUUGUACUCAACUAGUGCAAACCUUCCUGUCAUGGGCCAUGAGAAGUUCCCCAGCGACUUGGACCUGGACAUGUUCAAUGGGAGCUUGGAAUGUGACAUGGAGUCCAUUAUCCGUAGUGAACUCAUGGAUGCUGAUGGGUUGGAUUUUAACUUUGAUUCCCUUAUCUCUACACAGAACGUUGUUGGUUUGAACGUGGGGAACUUCACUGGUGCUAAGCAAGCCUCAUCUCAGAGCUGGGUGCCAGGCUGAAGGAUCACUGAGGAAAGGGGAAGUGGGCAAAGCAGACCCUCAAACUGACACAAGACCUACAGAGAAAACCCUUUGCCAAAUCUGCUCUCAGCAAGUGGACAGUGAUACCGUUUACAGCUUAACACCUUUGUGAAUCCCACGCCAUUUUCCUAACCCAGCAGAGACUGUUAAUGGCCCUUUACUCCGGGUGAAGCACUUACCCUUGAACAGAAUUCUAUAAAGUAUGCAAAAUCUUCCUUGUACGGGGUGACGAGCCACAUGCCAGCGGAGGACCCUCAGCACCGCCCACCCUCGCUCAGAGCACACCUUGAGCCCCCCGUUGGCAAUUCUGUGGUGUUUUAAUAUUGCGAUGGUGUAUGGGAUGUUUUAAGUGUCGUUCUUGUGUUUGUUCUUCUUUGACUUUCUGAGUUUUUCACACGCAUUAACUUGCAGUAUUUUUCUGUUAAAAUGUUAACCAUCCUUCCCCUGGCAAAUUUAAAAACAGAAGGAAAAUGUACCAGUUACCAUUCCGGCUUUGGGCAUCACAAGCUCUUGAGCCCAUGGCACUCCAUCAGCUAACACAUUACAUAAACUAUAGGGGGAUUUCCUUUCUUCUUUUGUUUGGUAGAAAGUUAUUCUUUUCUAAAAACUGAACAAUGGCACAAUUGUUUGCUUUGCGCACCCGUCCACAACUGAACCAUGCAUAGGCAAAGCGAGGGGAGCAUGGCGUCUGACCCAGUGUGUUCUCAGUUUUGAGUCAGGGUGGUCUGUGGAAGAGACCCCAGCACCUGGUCUCCAGCUGCCAGGUCAGUAGGGCCUGGUCUCCUGUCAGUAGCUUCAGCUAAUGUGGUAAACAGUGUUGGUCUGUUGGUUAGAAACUAGGGUCUUUUCAGGAAAGAAAUCAGUUCAGCUCUCCACUCAUUGCCAAAUGCCACAAAAGGAUUUAAAGAGAAAAGAAAUGG